CGCGCACGGUGAGUAGCAGCAGCAGCAGCAGCAGCACCGGAUUCAGCGCUUCUCUGACGCACUCUCGGAGAUGAGCAUCCCAGUCCCGCAGGCUGUUAAGACAGAGUCUCAGCAUCUCCACAUCGGACCUCUGCGGUCAAGCUUUUAACUUCAACUGUCUGUUUUCUGCAAUCCUCUCUUAUCGCGAUUGUUUUUUCUUUUUCUAAAAUUUUCAUUCUGAGCGCUGCGUUUGGCGAUGCCCACAGUUGACAUCUCUUGGCUGGGAAUUUACUUCGGAGGAAAGAACUGUCAACAAGAGUGAUUGAUUUUUAUCUGGAUUCAACGGCGUGUUUUUAAUUCAUGUUUCUGGGGCAUCAUUCAGAACAAUCUCUGAUAUUUGAUUUAAUCAAAGGUGAGAAGGAGUGUUAAUUAGAGAGGCUAUGACGGAGUGGCUGUAGAUCUCCAUUUGCAACGCGACUCUCUGAGCCAUUGGAAUAUUCUUACAGAGGUGCAGUCGAAAUAUUGUCUCAAUUCAUAGUCUUAAUCCACACAACCGGUUUGCCCACUGCAGGGGCCUUUGCAGCUUUUUCUUAAAAAUUCGAAUUUCUCUUGACGGGUGGGCGUCUGAGCAUCCCGGACGAGCCCGAUUUUGCGAUGCCCAAGCAGUGAGGACACGGUGGGAUUUCCAUUGGUCACUGCGCACGAUAGCAUGGCUCCAGCCCGGAGGGACUGCAGCGGCUGGGAGAUAUUCUUCCCUACGGGAUGCCUGCUCCUCUCUGUUUUGCUAUUUCACCCUGCUCUAGCUAAGGUGUGCAACGACCGCACCAAACACGGACAGGACAACAGCUGGUUCACCAGGGACGGAGAAAAGUUGCCCAUAAUGGUUCUUAUGCCCAUGAACGAGUCGGCUCUGAUGAGCAGCAUCAGCCAAGGGAUCGAACCAGCGGUCCAGCUGGCUAUCCAACACAUACGGGAGUCCAGGAAGUACUCUUUCUCACUCAUCACCAAAAUCUACGAUACCGAGUGUGACAAUGCCAAAGGACUGAGGGCCUUCUUUGAUGCCAUAUGCUACGGUCCCAAACACCUGAUGAUCUUUGGUGGUGUCUGUCCCUCUGUAACAUCCAUCAUUGCGGAGUCCUUGGAGGGCUGGAAUCUGGUCCAGCUCUCAUUUGCAGCAACAACCCCAGUUCUGGCCGACAAGAAAAAGUACCCCAAUUUCUUCCGUACUGUUCCAUCCGACAAUGCUGUGAACCCAGCAGUGGUCAAGUUUCUCAACUACUAUAACUGGACUCGUGUGGGGACCCUCACACAAGAUGUUCAGCGGUUUUCUGAGGUGAGGAAUGAUCUGACAAAUGAGCUGGAGAAGGCAGACAUUCAGAUUGCAGAUACAGAAAGUUUCUCCAAUGAUCCCUGCGUUAAUGUAAAAAAGCUCAAGGACAAUGAUGUGAGAAUUAUCAUUGGCCAGUUUGAUGAGAAUCUAGCUUCCAAAGUAUUCUGCUGUGCAUUUAACUUGAACAUGUAUGGCAGUAAAUACCAGUGGAUAAUCCCAGGCUGGUACCAGGGUAACUGGUGGGAACAGGCAAACACGACAAACUGCACCACCAAGAAGCUUCUCACAGCCAUGGAAGGGUACAUCAGUGUAGACUUUGAGCCACUGAGUGCUCGACAAAUCAAGGGAAUCUCUGGCAGAACCCCCAAGGAGUAUGAGAGGGAGUACAGCCGAGAGCUUCAGCAGAAGGGUGUGGAGGCAAGCAAGUUUCAUGGUUUUGCCUAUGACGGGAUCUGGGUAAUUGCUAAAACCUUGACCCGAGUCAUGGAACUGCUGCGGAUAAAACAAAGGCAAAACCACUACCACAACUUCACCGUGGAUGAUCAUGAAGUAGGAAAAAUGGUGCUGGAUGUCAUGAAUGAGACUAACUUCUAUGGCGUUACGGGUCAAGUCAUGUUUCGUAAUGGAGAGAGGAUGGGCACAAUAAAGUUCAACCAGUUUCAAGAUGGCCAGGAGAUGAAAGUGGGCGAAUACAAUGCCAUUGCUGAUGUGCUGGAACUCAACAACAACUCCAUAAAAUUCCAAGGUGUAGAGCCUCCCAAGGAUCGAACGUUUGUGAGAUUACAACGCCGCCAUAUAAACGUGCCGCUGUACAGCAUCCUGUCCACAAUCACCAUACUGGGCAUGCUCAUGGCUGGGGCCUUUCUAUUCUUCAACAUCAAGAACCGAAACCACAGACUAAUCAAGAUGUCCAGUCCCUACAUGAACAAUCUGAUCAUCUUAGGAGGCAUGCUGUCCUACGCUUCUAUCUUCCUGUUUGGUCUGGAUGGAGGUUUUGUUUCUGACAAAGAGUUUGAAACCUUGUGCACUGUUCGGACUUGGAUCCUCAUAGUUGGUUACACUACAGCUUUCGGCGCCAUGUUUGCCAAGACCUGGAGGGUGCAUGCCAUCUUCAAAAAUGUGAAAAUGAAGAAGAAGAUCAUAAAGGACCAGAAGCUGUUGAUUAUCGUUGGCGGGAUGCUGCUAAUCGACUUGUGCAUUCUCAUCUGCUGGCAGAUUGUGGAUCCGCUCAGAAGGACUGUGGAAGAAUACAGCCUAGAGGCAGACCCCCAAGGCCGGGACAUUGCCAUUCGUCCCUUCUUGGAGCACUGUGAGAACACCCACAUGACCAUUUGGCUAGGCAUCGUCUAUGCCUACAAAGGACUGCUAAUGUUAUUUGGAUGCUUCCUGGCAUGGGAGACCAGGAAUGUUAGUAUUCCUGCUCUCAAUGAUAGCAAAUACAUCGGAAUGAGCGUGUACAAUGUGGGUAUCAUGUGCAUCAUCGGUGCUGCAGUGUCUUUUCUGACCAGAGAUCAGCCCAAUGUCCAGUUCUGCAUUGUAGCUCUAGUGAUCAUCUUUUGUAGCACCAUCACCCUCUGUCUGGUGUUUGUUCCCAAGUUAAUCACCAUGAGAACAAACCCAGACGCAGCCACCCAGAACCGAAGGUUAAAGUUCACCCAGAAUCAGAAGAAAGAGGAUUCCAAGACCUCUACAUCAGUCACCAGCGUCAACCAGGCCAACACCUCUCGACUGGACGGGCUUCAAACUGACAACCACCGCCUUCGCAUGAGGAUAACAGAGCUUGACAAAGAGCUAGAAGAAGUGACCAUGCAGCUGCAGGACACGCCAGAGAAAACUCCUUACAUUAAACAGAACCAUUACCCAGAUGCCAACAACAUCCUCAGCAUACGCAAUUUCACAGAUGGCAAAGAUGGAGAAAAGUCUAUACUGAAGAACCACCUGGAGCAGAAACCGCAAGCACAGUGGGGCUCCAUGGAUCCUUCCAGAAUAAACAGAGGUCCCCUGGAGGAUAUCAACUCACCUGAACACAUACAACGCCGACUAUCUUUGCAGCUACCUAUCCUGCACCAUGCUUACUUACCUUCCAUAGGAGGGGUUGAUGCCAGCUGCACAAGCCCCAAUGGAAGCCCUGGUUCCAGCCCAAGGCACAGACACAUCCCCCCCUCGUACCGGGUGAUGGUCUCCGGCCUGUGAGCUUCAUUCACUCCCCCACCUGGCUCUUUGCAAAGGAGACACAAAUGUUUUUGUUCUACAACAAAUAGACUGAUAUCGUCAGCGUAUGUGCGUAUUUUGUCUUGAAUGAGGAGAAGAGGGGGGAGAAGAGGGAUGGGGGACAACAUCUCACUCUUCACACCUUUUCACCCUGGUCUCUCAAGAACUGAUAACAGCAGUCAAGAAGGGGUGGGAGAUGACAGAGUGGGUACUGGAUGACACACAAAAACUCCUGUGAUUAACGUGUGUUGGCCAUCUGCCCCCCCUCUCCCCACCAAGGCAAAUACACAUACGUACAGUCAAACAGAUAAUACAAACACAUGCACAAACACAGUGAUACCCCAAUAGCAGAGCAGCGGCAGACCAGCCCUAAUCUGACGUGUAGCCUUAUCUGCUUCAGAGGGGAUUGUCUGUUUCUGUUCCUUGUCUGUUGUAUGUACUGUAAGUGCUCGCGGCUACAUGUGAGCUUGUUAUUUAACUUUAGUCUUUCACUGCUUUAGUGAUUGGAUGUCAGUUUGGGGACACAGAGUUUGCAAAACCCCUCUAAAGAAAUCAUCCCAAUCCCCUUCCCAAACUUGUGCAGACAUGUAAAUAUCAUUAUUUCUGGCAUUGGUGUACUGUAAGCUUUGUAUAUGCUGUGAAUGGACAAUUGACUGGGUUCUAAGCAUAGAGCUUGCAACAAAGGCAGGAUCAUUUCAAAUGAAAGCUUAUAAAACAUGGUAUCCUAAAAUUAGGCAUUGAAGAGAUUUACAUUUGUUUGUGUAAUCAUCGAUAUAUAAAUUUAUGGGCAUCAAAGUCUACCUGAAACAUAAAAAUGCUUCAGGGAGCCCAUUUCUCUAACAUAGGGUGAGAUGCACGCAGCUCUUUAUUCCACUUUCCUAAAGUUUUGCCACUAGUUUUUGUCAGAGACUUCCUGUCAGACUGCAUAGGCUUCAUAUUUUAACACUUGAUUAAUUUGUCCUUAAAGCAUGUUUUACAGAUUAUUGAUGCUGCCUUUUAACAGGUCUCAAAGGUUGCAUAUGUUAGAAAAUAGAGCUAAAAGAUGCCACAAGAGUGUUUCACAGUUGUCUUCAAUGUGUGUUCCAUGCCAACACAUGCACACAUACAUAUGUAUGCUUAAAACCCAACAGAGCAUCUUAUGGAUAUAGGUGUUCUGUGCAUUCAUGACGGGCCAGGUCAUAUUGAAACCCACAGAAUGGUCUCCGUAGACUGUUAAGAUGUCCGUCUGAUCUAGCCCUCACAACUAACCAGCACAGUUAAAGGUGAUGGGGGUGUCAAAGGCAAAAAGGCACAGACUUUAAAAUCAAUAUAACUUUGUCAGGACAUACAACUAAGGAAGUGAUAGUGGAAAGGAUGUAGGUCUACCAGUUCCACAGCUUGACUGGAUGAAAAGGUUGACCUGAAUUUCCAUACGGAGCUGUGAUGGUAAUAAACACAUGGGACUCUUGCGUUAUAAGCCCAACCGACUGUAGCUUCAGUUCCAAGACAGUGAUGCCACCACUGCUGGUCACAGUGAUACAGCACAGACACAGGGCUUUCUUUCAAAGAUAAUACUGAGUGUCAUUAAAAAUCACUUCUCACUUAGCAACAGUGAACAUACCUCAGUUGCUAUGGAAAUGUAAUUUAGUGCUGCUGACCUUGACUCAAGAAGGCUGCAUUAGGCACAACAGUCAUCAAGAGAGCUGUUUUGUUUGUUUGUAUGUUUGUUUGUUUGUUUGUUUGUUUGUUCUGUUUUGUUAAACUUUUUUUCACGCAGGGCAAAAGCAAAGGAGGACAACUGGUUAAAAAAUAAAAAGAAAAAAAACUUUUUUUUAUAAAGUGUGAGAAGGUUUGUUCUCAGCAUAUUGUUUCACCAUUGGUGUCUUGGUUUUUAGUUUCUACGGCGUGUGUUGAGCGCUGUGCCUGUUGUCUUAUAUUGUAGCCUGCAGUACCCACACUACAUACAUAGCGUUAUAAUUCCGUUUACCCAGCAAACAACAUUGGCCACACAUCUGUUACUUGUACAAUGUGUCAUAAAUUAAGUUAAAUUCCAUUCCUCAGUGAAAGAGACAAUUUGGGAUGUACACAGCAACGGCUCCACUUCAGCUGGAUAUUUCUUCUGUAAGCUGGUGUCUGAACAUGAACACUGUCAAUCAGUCUUCAGCUGAAAAUGAAAGGGGAGAAUUCAGAGAACGGGGAGACAAGCCAGCAAAGAUCCACCUGCUGUCGGACAUAUCAAGGUGACUCCCGGUGAAAGCUCCUCCUCCUUUCAGCCCCUGGAGAGCACAGGAGCAGGGAAACCCCGAGCACAGAUCUCCAAGGAGUCACAUCUUCUCCUGCACCUUUGCCAACCAGUGAACCACAGUUACAAAUGUUGUGAGUGAGACAUUGCCAGAGGGUUGGUUCUUCCUUCAGGAGAAACACAAAACCAACUGCACAUUUUAUAUAUUACAUUAUACGUGAUUGUGUACAACUUGCUGAUACCCUGAUGAUGGUGUCCAUGUAUGAAAUAUUUGGUAUUUGGCUUUCUCAAGAUGGCAUGAAAUAAAAAUGUAUAAUUCACAGUUACAUCUGUUUUUGCAACUGUUGUGACAAAUCCACACUUGUUCCAUCCUCUCACCUGCAAUUUGGUAUUACAUGUACUUCCUUGCAAAACCAUAGAUUUCAGUUAUUUUGACCUCUUGAUCAGUUCACACAUGUCAAUGCCAAGAUUCUCAGUGGACAAACUAAACAUUUUCUUAACUACCAUGCAAUUGGUUUAGCAGCUGUUCACUGAGGGCAAUAAAACAAAAGUAGCAGCUAAUAAUCAAUCUAAACAGACUUUCCCUCUUAUUUAAGAAAUUACUAAAUUACCAAUACUAAUCCAUCCAAAAUACCAAAUAAAGAUCAUCAGUUGAUGUUUUUUUCCUUUUUUUAAUAUGCCCUUUUUUUAAAUUGUAAAGUGUCAUGAUUCAUUUCAAUCUUUUUCAUGAAUGAAAAUUUGUUCAAAUGCAAUUGUCGUGGGUCAAGGGCUCAUAAUUUCCUGUAAUAAAUAGUGUCAUGCUGAUGGUUCGUAUUUGCAACAGGUCUUUUUACCUUUUCUGUUUCAAGUUUAAAGUGACAUAUAUGAUUAUAUUUGUAUGUUUCAUCAUCAAGGUCUCUGGAGAACACAAAACAUACAUGUGCAGAAAUAUAACAGUAUGACGAAUAUAUAAAGUGGAGAAACACACAGGUUCAUACUGUUUUGUCAGUGUGAUAUGUGGAACCACAUGGCAUUAAGUUCAAUUAAGACUUUAAAAAUGGUAAACUAAAACUAUAUUAAAUGCAACAUGUUCAAGCGGGGCAAUAACUUGUUUUCUUAUUACAGAAAGAAUAGAGAACUAUAUAUAUAUAUAAUAUAUGUAUAUGUAAAGAUCUUUACAUACAUUCUCAUUUUUACAUAGGAAAUAUUUCACAAAUACACCACAGGGGUUAUUGGAAGUCUUUUUAUUUAUUUACAGUAUCUGUAACAAUGUUAUGUACAGAUGAGGUCUGGAUAUCGAAAAGUUGUAUAAAAUAAGUAUCACACAUGGAGCACCUGAACAUUUUUGAGCCAUUAGUUGUUAAUGAGGGGAUUUGGAAAAAACAUUCUUCUGUUAUUGUCUGAAUGUUAUGGACAGCCUUUACUUUUCACAUCAUCGUUAAAUAAAGUGCGACUGAAACUUG
Molecule: messenger RNA, 7183 nt
Organism: Melanotaenia boesemani (Boeseman's rainbowfish)
Lineage: Eukaryota; Metazoa; Chordata; Actinopteri; Atheriniformes; Melanotaeniidae
Gene: gabbr2
Product: gamma-aminobutyric acid (GABA) B receptor, 2
Exons: 19
Coding region: 689-3502 (937 amino acids)
Biological process (GO): G protein-coupled receptor signaling pathway; gamma-aminobutyric acid signaling pathway
Cellular component (GO): membrane; G protein-coupled receptor heterodimeric complex
Molecular function (GO): G protein-coupled GABA receptor activity
Source: RefSeq, a predicted model, not a curated record